Molecule: messenger RNA, 1014 nt
Organism: Pelobates fuscus (common spadefoot toad)
Lineage: Eukaryota; Metazoa; Chordata; Amphibia; Anura; Pelobatidae
Product: gap junction alpha-2 protein-like
Exons: 1
Coding region: 1-1014 (337 amino acids)
Biological process (GO): cell-cell signaling
Cellular component (GO): connexin complex
Molecular function (GO): gap junction channel activity
Source: RefSeq, a predicted model, not a curated record
AUGGCAGGAUGGGAUCUCUUGAAGAUACUUCUUGAUGAGGUCCAGGAACAUUCAACGCUUGUUGGGAAGGUCUGGUUGACCGUUCUUUUUAUCUUCCGCAUUCUCAUUCUCAGUCUAGCAGGAGAGUCUGUUUGGGGAGAUGAACAAUCAGACUUUAUUUGUAAUACUGAACAGCCUGGCUGCUCCAAUGUUUGCUAUGACAAGGCGUUUCCCAUCUCUCAUGUCCGAUAUUGGGUGCUACAGUUUCUGUUUGUUAGCACCCCAACACUAAUUUAUCUUGGUCAUGUGAUAUAUCUGUCAAGAAGAGAGGAGAAGUUGAGACAGCAGGAAAAUAUGCUUAAAGCUAAGGAGUUAACUGAAUCACAGCUGGAGAAUGACAAUAAACAGGAAGAGCCCAUCAAGAAGUUAAAGAUCCAAGGAGCAUUGAUGUGUACCUACACUGCUAGUGUUAUCUUUAAAAGCCUUUUUGAGACUGGUUUCCUUAUUGGCCAGUGGUACCUGUAUGGUUUUGUUAUGCUUCCGGUGUAUGUGUGUGAGAGGGUUCCAUGUCCUCACAAGGUUGACUGUUUUGUUUCACGUCCCAUGGAAAAAACUAUUUUCAUUCUAUUCAUGUUGGUAGUAUCUCUCAUAUCCCUUUUACUUAACCUUCUGGAACUUGUACACCUAUUCUCCAAGAACUUCCAUCCUACCACAACUAAAAUAAAAUCUUGCUCUACAGUGGGGAGCCUUUCAUAUGUGCUACCUGACAAACUCAAGAAUCAUCAAACGUCCUUGCAUACUUCUUCCAGUGACCCAGACACAGAACUUCCAGCAUAUAAUAAAAUGUCAAGUGAACUAAAUUGGGGCAGUAAUCAGAAAAAGCAAAAUUCAAACAGCCUCAUCAAGGCAAAGACUCCUGAUGGGUUUUCCCAAAGUAGUAUUUCUGUACUAGUUUCAGGUGCCCCAGGUCAAGCAGGCAGCAGUGUUCCCAUUACUUGCCAUUCCCCAUCUACUGUUAAGCAACAGUAUGUGUGA